Messenger RNA from Aaosphaeria arxii CBS 175.79, 1294 nucleotides. RefSeq lists its product as uncharacterized. Gene Ontology annotation, cellular component: nucleus. The transcript has a single exon. Gene Ontology annotation, biological process: DNA damage response. Lineage: Eukaryota; Fungi; Ascomycota; Dothideomycetes; Pleosporales. The record is from RefSeq and is a predicted model, not a curated record. Gene Ontology annotation, molecular function: polyubiquitin modification-dependent protein binding; metalloendopeptidase activity; single-stranded DNA binding. The coding region runs from base 386 to 1159 and encodes 257 amino acids.
AUCAGUUGCUACUCAGCGAUGACCCCUUUGUCGAUAUCCAUGAGCUUAUCGGCCACUACGAUGUCUUGUACUUCCGAUCCGUCCUUCUGCCCCGAGUAGAGGUGUUGUGGUCACCCCGACUAACUCUGUAAGCCCAUAUUGUCCCUUGUGCUACGACCUUUGGCUUUCGAUAAGGCGGACAAGGUCAAGAUCAGCCUUGCGUGAAUGUACCAUGCAUGUUUCAGGACGUGGCUUUCACGUUUCCUCGCAUCUAAUCUAGAACCACAUCGUCUUCCGGGUCUUAUGAAACAUGCGCUGAUGUUUCUGCGUGUACAAUAGUUGCGCCGGAGUUUGUGAGCUGUCGAAAGAUCCCACCUCGGGCAAGUUUACGCGCAUCCGCCUUAAGAUGAGCACGCCCUUGCUGCAGUAUCGGCCCCGUUCAGACACAAUCAACACCUUGCUUCACGAAGCCAUACACGCGUACUUCUUCGUCACGAGCUCUUGGAGACAUUCGCGCGGUGACGAUGGAACGGGGCACGGUGCGGGGUUCCAAUUAAUGGCAGAUGCAAUCAACAAUCAUGGAGGUUACGACAUCACCGUCUAUCACACGUUCCACGACGAGGUAGACAGCUACCGCACGCAUAUUUGGCAAUGUGAUGGGCCGUGUAGACAGCGUCCGCCUUACUUCGGAUUGGUAAAGCGAAGCAUGAACCGGCCUCCAGGGAAAACUGAUACCUGGUGGUCAGCCCACUUGGAGCAGUGCGGCGGACAAUACGCCAAGAUAUCGCAACCAGAAAUGACCAAGAAACAAAGAGAAGCUUUGAGUAAAAAGGAGCGGGCGGGCUUGCAGAAGAAUAAGAUCGAUAGCUGGGUGACGACACGGAAGAAACCCCCCAUUGAAUCGAAGGGCGAAGGAGCAGCAAGUACCAGCGAUGCUACACAGGCUGUGAUUCCCCCCAAGGGAAUGAGCGUAAAGCGCACGUUUGAAGCAAUUGAUCCUGACAGUGAAGAUACUGCUGAAAUACCCUCUCAGCAAGAGCGGCAAAGACCCAAACUCAAUCCAGAAGCCAAGGUAGUCCCCGAUACGGAUUUACAGAUAAUGGUGCAGUGUCCGAUAUGUUGUGAACAGGUAGCAGAAUUAGACAUAAACCACCAUCUAGAUGUGGAGCAUCCUCCUUAGACCACUCUCCACAAUAUUGUCGCUUUUGUGCACUCUUUAGACCGUCCUCGUCAGACUACCUCAUUGAAGGCAAACCAUUUCCUUGAUAUGUUACAGCUAGAUGCACAAGUUCCCAAAAAAUCUUACACCGUACAU